Oryzias latipes (Japanese medaka) is the source of this 2746-nucleotide messenger RNA. Lineage: Eukaryota; Metazoa; Chordata; Actinopteri; Beloniformes; Adrianichthyidae. The record is from RefSeq and is a predicted model, not a curated record.
CAAUGGUUAAAGAGGAGCAGGAAGAACCAGAACCUCCAAUGGUUAAAGAGGAGCAGGAAGAACCACAACCUCCAAUGGUUAAAGAGGAGCAGGAGGAACCACAACCUCCAAUGGUUAAAGAGGAGCAGCGGGAACUCUGCAUUAGUCAGGAUGAGGAGCAGCUUGAUAUGAAGCAGGAGACUGAUACCAUGAUGGAGAUUCCUACUCAUAAAGAAAAUCAGAAAAGUGAAGCAGAUCUAAAUGAUCAACAGAUCUUUAAUGUAACUGAUUGUCAGGAUGACGAAGGAAACAAACACGUAGAAUCAUUAUUGACUACAAAUGGAGAGACACACUCAAAGAACGGACAACAGAGGAAGAGAAGAGACAGACGAAUUGAACACAAUGCGUCUGAUGAAAGGCCUUAUGUUUGUGAAGAAUGUGACAGAUCUUUUCAUUGCUUGUCUCAAUUCAGAAAUCACAAGAGAACUCACACAGGAGAGAAGGAUUUUACUUGUAAAGAAUGUGAUAAAAGUUAUACUUGUAAAUCUAUUCUCAAAAGGCACAUGAGAAUUCACACAGGAGAGAGGCCUUUUUCUUGUAAAGAAUGUGAAAAAAGUUUUAUUAGUAAAUCUAGUCUCAAAAUACACAUGGGAAUUCACUCAGGAGAGAAGCCUUUUUCUUGUAAAGAAUGUAAUAAAAGUUUUACUAAUAAACCUAAUCUUAAAAUGCACAUGAGAAUUCACACAGGAGAGAAGCCUUUUUCUUGUAAAGAAUGUGAUAAAAGUUUUAGACAUGGAUCUCAUUUCAAAACACACAUGAGAAAUCACACAGGAGAGAAGCCUUUUAUGUGUAAAGAAUGUGAUGCACGUUUUGAUUUUGUAUCUGGUCUGGAAAGACACAGGAGAAAGCACACAGGAGAAAAGCCGUUUUCAUGUAAAGAUUGUAAAAAAAGUUUUAAACGUAAAUAUAGUCUCAAAGCACAUAUGAGAAUUCAUACAGGGGAGAGGCCUUUUUUGUGUAAAGAAUGUAAUUCAAGUUUUACUUUUGAAUAUGGCUUUAAAAUGCACAUGAGAACUCACAGAGGAGAAAGGCCUUAUUCUUGUAAAGAAUGUGAUAAAAGCUAUGUUCAAAUGUCUGUUCUCAAAGCACACAUGAUGACUCACACAGGAGAAAGGCCUUAUUCUUGUAAAGAAUGUGAUAAAAGCUAUAUUCAAAUGUCUGCUCUCAAAGCACACAUGAGAAUUCACACAGGAGAAAGGCCUUAUUUUUGUAAAGAAUGUGAUAAAAGUUUUAGACAUGCAUGUCAUUUCAGAACACACAUGAGAACUCACACAGGAGAGAAGCCUUUCUUGUGUAAAGAAUGUGAUAAAAGCUAUAUUCAAAUGUCUGAUCUCAAAGUACACAUGAGAUCUCACACAGGAGAAAGGCCUUAUUCUUGUAAAGAAUGUGAUAAAAGUUUUAGACAGAGUUCUCAUUUCAGAACACACAUGAGAACUCACACGGGAGAGAAGCCUUUUUUGUGUAAAGAAUGUGAUAGAAGUUUUAGAUCUGGAUAUGGUCUCAAAAGACACAUGAGAAUUCAUGCAGGAGAGGAGUCCUUUUCAUGUUAAAUAAGUGACAGGUUUUAGUGAUGUAUCUUUUUUCAAACCAGAUGUGAGAACUUGUACAGGAGGAUAACUUUUCUCUAGACAAAUAUUGUAAUUCUGAAUUAGGUUAAAAAAAAGUGCAACUUAAAUAAAAAAAAUUUGCUGAGGACUCAUGAGGAAAGGAUAGUAAAGCUUUUAAUAGGAAAGAUGAAAUACUUUAAUGAAAUAUUUUUCUUCUCAAUUUUAAAGAAAGGCUGCAAUUUUACACUAAAAUUGCAGCUGUCCGCUGGUUUUUGAUCUUUUUAACAUUUUUUGUAGCAUUUUUCUCUCGAUGGAGAACAUAUAUAAAAUAAUUUGAGAUUAAAACUGUGUUUGUGAGUAAAUAUUGAUUCAAAUUGUGAUGGAUCAGGAGCAAUUGCAUACCUGAAUAAUUGUGACGCAACAACUGCCAUGGGGCAAGGUCUCCCAUCUCCACUCCCAUUCUGAAGCACAUACUUGCAGACGAAUAGAUCCAUUGAUAAGUGCUGUCAUGCGAUUAUUUUUUGUGCUUAAUUGAUCAUGGCCUUUAAUUAAUCUAUAUUAAUCGCUCAUAUUUUUAACCUUAUAUUGCUGUAAAAAGUGUUAUCUUUAGGUAUUUUCUUUUAAGUUUGUGACAUUGUGGUGCUGAAAUUUAUCAGAAUACAACCAAAAAAUCUGUUUAAAAAAACAUAAAAAAAAUUCUUCAGGUCCAAAGUGCUGUAAUUUACCACAUCAAAAAAACAGUAACACUUCUGAGCAAUCCAAAAAAUAUUGACAGUGAAUUUCUUAAUAUCUUAAAACAUCUAAAUAAAACAUAGUAAGCUGUGUAGGGCUAUAAAGUCAUUUUUAUUCCAUUCUGUCUGUAGCUAAAAGAAACUUGUAACCAUUUCUAAUUAUAUUUUAAUUCCAAGCAUAAUUGUUGUCAAAGACUUUCAGAAUGAGCGGUCAUUGUUUAACUAGUGCGCCAUGCAGGCUUAUGUUAUAUAACUGUUUAGGAUAUUUACUGUAAUCUAAUCUGUGUAAUGUAUUUGAAGAUGAAUCUGUUGCAUGUUCAGGCCUAUGUAAUGUAAUCAAUACAGAUGUAUUUUCUCUUUUUUUCUUUCUGGAAAUAAUAUUCCAAAUGUUUUGUGAGCACCUUUAUUAAAGGGAUUCUGACAAGUCAA